Messenger RNA from Lontra canadensis (Northern American river otter), 3079 nucleotides. It is a transcript of the gene SLC26A1, whose product is annotated as solute carrier family 26 member 1. Gene Ontology annotation, molecular function: oxalate transmembrane transporter activity; chloride transmembrane transporter activity; bicarbonate transmembrane transporter activity. The record is from RefSeq and is a predicted model, not a curated record. NCBI's taxonomy places the organism in Eukaryota, Metazoa, Chordata, Mammalia, Carnivora, Mustelidae. Bases 177 to 2297 code for a protein of 706 amino acids. Gene Ontology annotation, biological process: transmembrane transport. The transcript is spliced from 3 exons. Gene Ontology annotation, cellular component: membrane.
GCUGCCCACACCCCACCCCCCGACACUGGCCAACAGAAGCCAGAGGGCUCUGGAGGCCCAGCCGGCCGGCUCACUCCAGCCCCAGAGGACCCACAGGCCAGCUGCCUCGCUACCCUCCAGUCCCCCAAGCCUGUGAGGGGCUCCUCAGGUUCCCCUGAGGAGUGUGGCGGGCCAGGAUGGAAGUGUCUGCUGAGGGCGCGCCGCAGGGCACGGGACCGGUGCUGGUGCGCCGGCGGUCCCCAGGAUCCCUGGGCCUGCGUGAGAUGCUCAAAGCCAGGCUGUGGCGCAGCUGCACGUGCAGCACGCAGAGGGCCUGGACGCUGGUGCAGGACCUGCUCCCCGCCACCCGCUGGCUGCGCCAGUACCGCCCGCGGGAAGCCCUGGUGGGUGAUGUUAUGUCUGGGCUGGUCAUUGGCAUCAUCCUUGUGCCCCAGGCCAUCGCCUACUCGCUGUUGGCAGGGCUACAGCCCAUCUACAGCCUGUACACGUCCUUCUUCGCAAACCUCAUCUACUUCCUCAUGGGCACCUCGCACCACGUCUCCGUGGGCAUCUUCAGCUUGCUCUGCCUCAUGGUGGGCCAGGUCGUGGACCGCGAGCUCCUGCUGGCUGGCUUUGGGCCUGCCCAGGAGGGGCCCGGGCCUGGGGACAACAGCAGCACCAUCAACGCCUCGGCUGCUGUGGCGGGGCUCAGGCCGCAGGACUGUGACCAGGACUGCUACGCCAUCCGCGUCGCCACUGCCCUUACGCUGGUGGCCGGCAUCUACCAGGUGCUCCUGGGCAUGCUCCGGCUAGGCUUUGUGUCUGCCUACCUGUCUCAGCCGCUGCUUGAUGGCUUUGCCAUGGGGGCCUCGGUGACAAUCCUGACCUCCCAGCUGAAACACUUGCUAGGUGUGAGGAUCCCACGGCACCAAGGGCCGGGCAUGGUGGUCAGCACGUGGCUGAGCCUGGUACGCGGCGCUGGGCAGGCCAACCUGUGUGACGUGGUCACCAGUGCCACAUGUCUGGCCGUGCUGCUGGCCGGCAAGGAGCUCUCUGAGCGCUGCCAGCGCCGCCUGAAGGUGCCCCUGCCCACGGAGCUAGUGGUCAUCGUGGCGGCCACGAUGGUGUCCCAUUUUGGGCAGCUCCAUGAACGCUUUGGCUCCAGCGUGGCUGGCGACAUCCCCACAGGCUUCGUGGCCCCCCGGGUGCCAGACCUGGGGCUGAUGUGGCGCGUGGUGCUGGACGCAGUGCCACUGGCCCUUGUGGGCUCCGCCUUCUCCAUCUCUCUGGCGGAGAUGUUUGCCCGGAGCCAUGGCUACUCUGUGAGGGCCAACCAGGAGCUGCUGGCCGUGGGCUGCUGCAACGUGCUGCCAGCCUUCUUCCACUGCUACGUCACCAGCGCCGCGCUGUCCAAGACCCUGGUGAAGACGGCCACUGGCUGCCGCACGCAGCUGUCCAGCGUGGUCAGUGCCGCCGUGGUGCUGCUGGUGCUGCUGGCGCUGGCGCCGCUCUUCCGGGACCUGCAGCGGUGCGUGCUGGCCUGUGUCAUCGUUGUCAGCCUGCGUGGUGCCUUGCGCAAGGUCAGGGACGUCCCGCAGCUGUGGCGGCUCAGCCCAGCCGACGCACUGGUCUGGGUGGCCACCGCGGCCACCUGUGUGCUGGUCACCGUCGAGGUGGGGCUGCUGGCGGGCAUCCUCCUGUCCCUGCUCAGCCUGGCUGGCCGUACCCAGCGCCCGCGCGCCGCCCUGCUCGCUCAGAUUGGGGACUCUGGCUUCUACGAGGACACGGCGGAGUUCGAGGGCCUGGUCCCCGAGCCUGGGGUGCGGAUAUUCCGCUUUGCAGGGCCGCUCUACUACGCUAACAAGGACUUCUUUCUGCGGUCCCUCUCCAGCCUCACGGGGCUGGACGCAGGGCGUGCGGCCACCAGGAAGAAGGAGCAGGGCCUGGAGGCCAGGGUCAGUGAGGGAGACCCUGUCGAGGGCAUGGACCUGGGCCCAGGGACUAGCACGGCGGCCCUGGUGCCCACGGCAGCCGGCUUCCACGCCGUGGUCAUCGACUGUGCACCCCUGCUCUUCCUGGAUGCAGCCGGUGUGGCCACGCUACGGGAUCUACGCCGAGACUAUGCAGCCCUGGGAGUCACGCUGCUCCUGGCCUGCUGCAGCCCCUUGGUGCGGGACACCCUGAGGAGAGGCGGCUUCCUUGGGGAGGACCAGGGUGACCUGACUGAGGAUGGGCAGCUCUUCCACAGCGUGCACAGUGCCGUGCAGAGGGCCCGAGCCCGCCACAGGGUGCCAGCAGCCACGGACUCCGCCCUCUAGCAGAGCCUCCGUUCUGCCCCAGGAGCCCUCAGCAGAUCAUGCGCACACCAUUGGUCACCGACAUCAGUUGCCACAACUCCUCCAAGACCGAUGCUGUGCCCCUCUGCCCUGGAGGGAACACACAGAGGCCCCUGACACUUAAACAUCCAAGAGCGACUCCCUUGAAACAAACCACCCCAGUGCCACCCCGGGCCACAGGCUGAGCAUCCGUGGUCCUGCAGGGUGGAUUUGACUCUGGGUGUCAUGGUCUUAUUUGAACAAGGUCCCCGAGGCAAUCAUGACGCCUCCAAGGUGCCAACAGGAUACUGGUCCCUUGCCCCGCCCAGUGCCAGUCCCACUGGGUGAGAGGUGGCAGCUCUGGCCAGGGGCAAGACGGUCUCUAUAUCUCUCGAAGUCUUCCAAACACACACCCAAGUGUUCCUUACGUCCCACGUCUUGGCUGGGUGGAGCCUUGCAGGGCCAAAGGGGAGGGGGUGUGACCAACACAACUUCAGCCCAGCCCCUGGGCAUUCUUCCUGCAAAGCCUGACCAGCAAGCACACCGCACGAGGUCUGUGGGUGCAUGGGUGCUGGGCCAGCCACAAAGCUGGUGUAGUGGGACACCCACCUGCCCCCAAGCCUCUAAGUGAUGUCCGGCAGGCUGCCAGCUGUGCCCAACCCAGGGGCCGCCCAGCACCCACCACAGCCCCCAGACUGCACGGCCCGCACACCCGGACAGAGUCUUCCUCUUGGCCUCGGUCUUCACCUCCAUAAAGGGGGCUCUGCCAGCCGCCCCCAUCACUC